AUGCCAGAGGUCUGCCUCUCUCUUAAAGAUAAUCUAACAGAACUUCAAGAAAUCGUUGAAGUAAUCAAUAAUUUGACAGCGGUUAACGCCCACCUGAAGGAUUGGCUUACUUCUCUCUUUAGAAGACUCUUUUCCAUAGCUGAAAACGUUCCAUCAGUUUUCACCCUCGAUGUUGAGGAGAAGAUAAUAUACGAUCACUUAAAAAAGGUUCAAGGUAAUAUCGAUACUUAUUACACGCUGAACAAGACAAUAGAUGACAUCGAAAUUGCUUUAUCGCGCCUUCUGGAUUUGUUAGAUACAAGCAGUGGCAUAACUGGCCACGAUUGGACAUUAGAAAGCUUGGUUGAUUUAAUUGAGGAUUGUUCAAAUGCGGCCAUAGAACUAAGGGUGGGACUAGAAUCUCGAAAGAGCGUUGUAGACGCUGUGCUAGAAUACGACGAAAUCUCCGUAGAUCAGAUAGAGACUUUGGAAAGUCUUAUAGGAAAGAACAUUCAAACGUGUUUUGAACUACAGGAAGUCAGAUUUUCCUCUCCAGUACGACACACGCCAUCGUUUACUUUAAAAGAACUAAUAAGAGUGCUCUCGUCCUACAACGAAUCAUCUGACCUAAAAAUACCCACAUUUUCAAGUUUAGAAAAUUCUUUGUGUCGUAGAUUUUUAAAGCUUAAGGAUAGUAUACUGCCAAUUGAGAAAAGCCUGAUGGAAAUUUUGCCCCUGCGAAUUGAUCAUUUCAGUAGCCGUACAGUGACAAACAUAGACAAAAUAUGCACAUUGAUGACCGCGAGACGUGUCAAGCUUCUACCGCAGUUCCAACUUAUGGUUGCGGAAGUGGAUCAACUGAAGGUUGAACUUAUCGAUAAAAAAUGGAGGAUUGUAUUUCAAAAUUUGAUUCACGAACUGACUUUUAUCUUUGAAGAACUAGAGUCAUUACAGAAGAAAAUGACCGAAAAGAAACACGAACAAGACAUACAGGAGAAAUUUAGAUAUCAACUGAAGAAAAAAGUGCGGACCAUUACGAAAACUUUUUCUGCUAUUGAAAAGGCAGUCAAACUAUCCUUACUGGAUCCGGAUACUAUGUCUAAAACUGAGGAACUAUCACAAAAAUGGAAUGAAAUGAGACCUACGAGCGAACAAAUACUAGCCGGCGUGGAUCACGAAAAUAAGGAGUACAGUGAAAGCGUUGUUACGAAGCUCAAAUCUCUCAAUGUUAGUAGUGCCAUUCAGCCAACUGAGAUUCCAAGAAAUAAGUUCGGAUCAAUGUUAAUGAAAAAAAUGAACAUAAAACCUAUAAUGAUAGCCGGAUCGCCAGCAUCUGCUGAAAAAGUCAAUCCUUUUUAUCAGACAUAUAGGGACUCAGAAAAAGAGGGUGCCUCUGAACACUUAAUUAUGCAAUCUGUGCCUUCACUGCCAUACAGAAGCGCCGGUGAUAGCUUCAUGAAUGACAAUAAUUCGAAUAAACAGAACUAUAAUUCACUGAAAACACUGGAGGCUGAAAAAUUGACAUUCUAUUCACAAAAACGGAGCAAAAUACCAACAUUCAAAGUUACAACCGUACUGCCUGCAACUUUUCUAUUGACACCGCCUUCAAAGCUGAGCCAGAAGUGGGAUUCAUAUCAGGGCCAAGGCCGCUCGCUACGACCUCCGACUCCUGUUUCGGCACUUCUUACGUCAAGUGUAGUUUAA
Molecule: messenger RNA, 1683 nt
Organism: Zygotorulaspora mrakii
Lineage: Eukaryota; Fungi; Ascomycota; Saccharomycetes; Saccharomycetales; Saccharomycetaceae
Gene: KAR9
Product: Kar9p
Exons: 1
Coding region: 1-1683 (560 amino acids)
Biological process (GO): establishment of spindle localization; mitotic spindle orientation checkpoint signaling; nuclear migration along microtubule
Cellular component (GO): spindle pole body; mating projection tip; cell cortex
Source: RefSeq, a predicted model, not a curated record